CUACACACACAGCACACACAAACUUCCAACAUGGCUCCUGGCAGUUAAUGUAGAGAGAGGUGGAGGAAUAUCUUGGCACUUGGAACCUCCCUACCCACGAUUUCUGAUGACAACUUACACGAAUCUGACAACCUCAAUCUUGUAAUUUGUUGUGUAUUAUUUUUGAAGUGUAAAUAUACUCUAGACAGCUGGUUUUUACAGUGGCUAAAUCCACACAAUGUGAGUGUUCUCCCCUUGCUGUCGUUUAGAGUUGCUGCCAGCAUUUGUGUCUGACAAGGAAACAGGAUUAAAGUCCAAUGUAGUCGUAUUAGGCUGUCCCUAAAUGGCAGCACGGGGACCGCCAGAAGAUGAAGACGACAAGAAUCACGAGAGAUUGUACGUUAAGGUUCAGCGGGAAGAACGCAAACUUAUCCCCCCUGUCCAGCUAGCUAGACAAGAGAUCAGAAUGACCUAUCUGCCCUCGGAUCAACCACUGCCAUGCAUCAUCACUACCUCAUCAUCCUCCGAGGGCAGACGACAGGAAACGGAAGGAAUCGUGGGUAUGGAAGUCAGUCCACUGGGAUCGCAAAGCAAGGUCCGAGUGCCAAAGAUGGCUGGUCCCCAUGGAAGCCCAAUUGCUACUUCGACUGUCAUGGAGAUGUCUUCAUCUGUGAUGGCAUCAUCCAGCAGACAGGCAAAAAUGGAAGUGAAGUCUUCUAGCAAGUCAUCCCAGCAAGAGGAACUUCUCAAUGCUCAAGUGUUGGAAUUUUUUGAAGAACACGGCAAGAAUAUUCAAGAACAACAGCAACACCAGCAGCAAACACAAGCUUUAGUUCCUCAUUUUCAGCAACACAAACGAUCUCCAAGUCCCAGUGCAGUCAGACAAAGCAUUGGGCUGGAUCAUCUUGAUAAUCUAGUCAAAUUAAUGGAACAGCUAUCAACCUUAAGGGAUGAAAAUCUCAAACUGAAGAAAAAAUGUGAUUACUUGGAAAGUACCAAACACCUUUUACAGAUUAAAAGUGCUGUGGAAUCCGAAAUUGGAUACUUAACACAAGGAGGCUCAAAUUCACUUCCAAAGCCUAAAUCCAAGUCAAAAAGUGUAGUAAGAGUCAAAACAAGACAAAGACUUCCCAGUGCUGAGGAUGCUCAAUGUUUGGAAAGGUUGGAGGUGCAUUCAGAAAGCAGCAUAAAGAGACCUAAGGCAGUUCCUCUCAGUAAACGAAGCUUCUCUACUGGUUCUAUAGACAUUCCAUCUGAUAUCAUGGAACAGUCAGGAGAGGAAGAGAUCUCAGAAAAAAUGUUAAGUUUAUCCACAAACAAAAACAGGAGAAGUAGCCGCUGCAGCAGUAAAGCUUCCAAGUCUCCAACAACCAAACGCAAAGCAAAGACUUCCAACUGGUCCAAAAUUAUAAAAGUCAUUACAAGGCAAAAGGCACCAGAACCAUAUACAUUAAGUUUGAAAGGCAGUAGGAAAUCCCAGCAAGGCAGGCCACAUAGCAAGGAGCUGACUGUGCCUAUUUCUGCUGUUGAUGGCAGAUCUGUAGACAGUGGAGUAGGCAGUGGCCUGGAGGCAGACGGCACAGAGGCACAACGAAAAUCCACUUCCUCUGGAGAACCUAUGAGUCCCCCUCCUUUCACCAAAGAGGAGCUAAAGCAAAAGGAAGAGUUGGAUCUAACAUCAGAUAUUUGGAUGGGGCCUCCAGAGUGGAUUAAAAAACAUGAGGAUGAAUUUUCCGCAGUGACAUCUGACCAAAGUGAAAAGGAAAUUAUAAUUCUUAAAUCUAAUGACAGCAAAGAUGAUUCAGAUUAUCUUCUUCAAGUUCCGAUCACACGCAGGAAAUCGAGUCCGUCCUUGCUGGACCACAGCGACCGUGAGGAAGAUUCCUCGGAUGAGGAGGAGGAAGACUUCACUCCUCUGAGGAGAUCCUCAAGUUACAAAGUACCGUCUACUCAAGAAAACUCAGACAUCAAAGACGUAGUGGACUCACCAAAACUGAUCAAGAAAACCCAUAAAACACCACUAGGAAAAGUGGGAAAGAUCUUCCAUGUGCGCAAAGACAGUAUAAAGAAGCAGUUAAUUAAAAAACAAAGACAUCUAGGAGAGGAUUUAGACAUGGAUUUGGAAGGAGAAGAUGAGGGUCCUAUUGGAAGGUCAACACCUAAAACCUCCCCCUCAGUUUUAAGGCAGAGGACCCUGGAGCUAGCAGAGUCCCCACCCUCUAAAGCUUCAACAAGUCAUGGAACUAUCGAUGUCUCAGCAUUGAUGGGUAAUGUGUCAGAUGAUUUUUCUAAGAAAAUGAAAGAAUGGAAUGAACUGCAGACGACAAAGAGAUUUUCAGCAUCACAGAGAGAAGGCGAAGGCAUUGAAGCUUCAAUCCCCGAGCAGAUUGCCGCAGUGUCCCCAGAAUUCCAGAAAAAAAUGGACGAAUGGGAAAGAACCAGGAGCAUCAAAUACAGCAGUGAAGAUCAUGACAAGUCGGCAUCGCGAGAAUCAAGAGAGGGAUCCCCAGAAGCCUUCACUCCACCCGACUCCCUGUCCCAGCCAAUCAACAUCGAGGAAAUUCAGAGAAAGCUCACCGACAGCUUCUCACGGAAAAUGGAGGAGUGGGAAAAGCAGAAAUACAAGGUUAGGGAGGGGAGUCCAGGCCUGAUCCGAAGAAACAGUGGCGGAAAAUCCAUCACUCGAAAAGAGGAAAGACAGAAGAGUAGGAAAGUUAAGGAAGGGAAAGGAAAGCUGGAGAGACAGAGAGAAAGAGAGCUACAGAGGGUGGAAAAAGAACAACAGAAACUGGAGAAAGAAAAAAUGAGAUUAGAGAAAGAGAGACUAAAAGCCCUGGAGCGUGAGGCAAGGAUAGAGAAAAUGAAAGGAAGGCUUAGUCAAUCGGAUAUGGAUUCCAAAUUCAAAAAUCCAGUGCUCAGUCCCCUAGCAGAAUACAAAGUUACUUCAGAUUUUGCUAAAAAGUUACAUCAGUGGGAAUUAAAGAAAGGACCAGGAUCUGUUUCCAUGGCAACUUAUCUUGAAACACAACAGAAAAGUCUAGGUCAAAGUCCAAGUCCUGAUAGCUCAUCAAAAAAGGAGAGUUUCUCAGUGGAGGACCAACAACAACCACAACCGGUUAGAAAACUUUCCAAAGGUCAAAAGCCACCACCUUUGACCCUCAUGCCUUGCUCUGACUCACCAGAUGAAGUGUCACCAGGUGCAAGGUCAAGGUCAUCUUUGGACAGUUUUGAAGAUGAGACCUCCAUAACCACAGAGAGCAUGACCGAGUCCAACAUAUCCAGUCUGGAGAAAGCCAACGCUCGUUUGCUGGAGGAGUUGCAGGAGAAAGAGAUGGAAUACGCCAAUCUACAGGAAGAGGUCCGCGACCUGAACGACAAACUGAACAAGGCCAGGAUACAACAUUCCACAGAGCUAGAACACUAUAAAGAAUGCCUUGCAGGUGGGAGCACCGUUCCCCCAUUGUCCCCCUUUACAAUGUCCAACCAGCUCACGGAACUCGAGAGCAAAAUCCAGGAACUUAAAAGCUUCGGAGAAAACCUUGCCGUUACUCUGGAAAGUGCUGCGGUCUGUAAAUGGCAGUCAAUAGAGGGAGAGGAGAAUGUGAACUCAAGACUGAUGGACCUGCUGGAAAAGAUGAGGCAAAUGUUGAUCCAAGCUUCACAAUCAGAAGAAGUAUACCAGAAAUCCUCUGCUCUGCACAGUUUUGAGAAGCUCUACAGUCAAGCCAUGCAGCUACAGGUGCAGCUGAGCAACCUAAGGUUGAGUCAGAUUGAGCGCAACAAGGAGAUUAUGUCCAUGAAGAGGCAGCUAUUGCUACAAGAGGCUAACAACCUGCUGCUACAAGCAGACAUCACACGACGGGAGACGGAGCUACUACGCUACAAACAAGUGGCCAAGAAGAACCCGAGUCUGAAACGCUGGAACACGUAUGGAGGCAUGGAGGGCAGAGUUGUGGAAGGCAAAGAAGCUGAGUCUGUUCCACCAUACAAAAGAUUCACCAAAAACAUCGUCAACAAGUCAGUUGUGACAAAUCUUGGAGAUUUUUCUUGCACACAAAUAAAAACAUGUGUUAUAGAUACCAGCAAGGAUGAAAGUAUGAGAACAGAUGAUGCUUCUCCAAUGAUCACACGUCAUUCAGAUCCCAAAACUUCAUCAUCAGUCAUCCAUGUAUCACAAGCCAUUCAUCCCAUUCCACGAAAACCACCAACUCCCGAAGGAGUUCCCACCUCCCAGGAUCAAGAGAGGGAACCACCAGAGACAUUCGAAUCCACUGUAGUUGUUCCAGCCAAUCAGGAUCCAAGAAAAAUCAUCCACACCGACAAAGGAGUGGAAAUAUCGCUCACCAUCAAGUUACCUAAAGCUAACGUCAGCUUGCCUAGAGACCUCUCACAACAUGAGCUCAGUGUACCCAGAAGCCAAAGAGGAAAAUCUGUGGAUGCUUCCAAAGUCACCAUGAGUCAAGUCAGUGAAAUCAGUGAAACAUGUUCAGCGUCGGAUAUUACCGAAAUGAAGUUCCCCGAGCUGUUGAUACCCGAAUGGAAAAAGACAACGGAUGGAGGGCUAAUGAAGGUGGGGAGGCUGGCAGUGGAGGAACCCGUUCUGAGUAACUCGGUCCCUUCAGUGGCCAGUCAUCCACUCAGUGAAACCAUUCCAGUGACCUCGGAUUCAUCUCAGUCAGAUUCAGGUCACUACACUUCUGUUUCUGCCGAUGUAUCCAAGGAGAAAUCUGUGGACCAAAGGGUUCCUGUUAUCACUGAAGAUCAGGCCAGAACUCUGGAACAGAUGGCCCAGAACAAGAGACAUACAUUUACUGGAGUGAUGGACACAGGGUCUGAUACUGCCAUUGCAGCUAAACCUCUCAAACAAACGUCAGUUACGAUAAGUCCUAUGAUCUGUAGACGAACUUACGAGUCAAGUGUUCAUUGGCCAAGGUUGAGAAAUAUAUCAAAUAUUCACAGGAUCAAACCAGCUGAAGAACUUCUGCAAGAAAGCAGGAGAUAUAGACAAGGUCAAUCCAUUUACAUGACAAGAAUUUUACAAAAGUAUGCUCUAAGUGAAGAAACCAAAAAAUAUUUUGAUGAAAGACAGUCAAGUUAUGACAAAGAAAAUUUUGCUCAUCAUGGCUAUGUGAAAACCAUAGUGCAGAGGUUAUCGCGUGAGGGAACUCCUGAUUCGGGAGGUAGCAGCAGUAAUGUCUCCACCAAGCCAGGAACCUCAAUCACAAUACACAGGGCGGAUUCCCCGCGAACAAAGUCUGAAUUUGUACAACAAAUCGUGAGAAAACUCUCAGCUCCCAGUGGACCAGGUCAAUCUAGAACUGGUGUUGCUCCCUUAAAAGAUUUAACCAAUGGUGUUGGUGUGAAAAAAUUGGCUCAGGCAUUUGACAGUGGAAGAAAUACCCCAGAAAAAACUCUCUCUGACACUGAGCAAAAACCAUUCAAAUCUGUGUUAGUGACAAGCUUGAGACAAAAGAGUCAUGACUUAGGUCACAUUUCCUUUGAUUCAUCUUCAUCCACUUCAACUUUAACUUCUCCGAAUACAACAGAAGAUUUUGAUCCAUUUGAUGGUAGAAAAGAAUCAACUGUUAGUGAACAUGUGAUAAAUUUUUCAUCCAUGCCAUUGUUAAGUGUAGCAGAGGAGGACUCUUCAGAUACAAAUAAUGGCUACAGGGAACGGGCAGCCACGACGUGCGAGGCCAGCUCAUCUCAAGGAGCCAGGAGCAGUCAGAUCGAUGAGAUCCAUGCUUUCUCCGAUAGCGACAUUUCCUGUCCGUCUUCUGGUAAACGCCACAUAUCUCAUAAGACAAUAGUCCCAGCAGGUGCCACAAAGAUGGAAAUUGUGUUUCCCCAAAGACUCACAGAAAAAGGCAGUGGAAAGGUGAAAAUGGGAACAAUAGGACUGCUAUGUCAACAGACAAUGUUGUCGUUUGAUCUCGGUUUGACAAUGAAAGCAGAGCAGCAGCAACAGAAGGAAACAACGGAAGUGAGACUCCGAAAAAAGAGCGAGGGUGAAGAGGAAAGACCCCGGCCACUCUCUUCAUGUUCCGACACCUCAAACGAGGAAAAGAAAAAAGCCAAAUCCAAAUUUUUUGAAUCCAACUGGUUGCAAAGGCCAAGAAGGUUUUUCAAAGUUUCGAAAUGCUGCGAUAGAACAGCUUCAGAAAAUAUUAAUGUUUUUGAUAGAUGAAGGAGCUUUUGAAAAUAUUCCGGAGAUUGAUGCUGACACUUAUUGAGUGUGUAAGGUCUGACAAACUGGAGUUGUGUUAUACAGGAAGGAAGCUACUGUUGUCAUGGAGAUGAUCACCUGUUUCCAUGACAUCAAAGAUGGCCGCACUCCAUGAAGACGCCACAAUGGGGACUCACUCAAGCCCCAAAGCAGUAGACGAGUAGAGGCCGUCCAGUUCAAGUGACCAUUACUGGUCAAGACAGUUAUCUGGACCAUUCUCUAACUGCUGUCCAAGGAAAGGAACGACACUCAACUUGAUAAAAAAUAAAAUCCAACUGAAAAAAAAAAUCUCCAUAAAUGACCUUUAUUUCAGCAAAAUUGUUUUCGCAAAUUGGCUUUGCAACCUAGUUACAGGACAUUUUAAAUCAUGAACCUUCGGUAGAAACCUCAAUUAUAGUUUGUUCUUUCAUAUAUGUUCAUUGAAUAAAGAUUGCUCUGACCAAAAGGUGGUAUAAUGAUCUAGUCUAAUUUUCAUCUCAUCGGAUAAAAUCUGGACAUUUUUAUCCUGAUUUGUGUAUUUAUAAAUUCUUCUGUAUUCAAUGUUCUGCCAAAUCCUGGUCAUAGUCGUUUCAUCCAUUUAGUCAUAGAUGAUAUAAGAUACAUACAGGGCACACAGAAGAUAUUGUAGAUAUUUGGAAUGAAUUAAUUUAUAAAGAUUUUAAAAUAGAAUAAUAUAUUAUUGAGAAAGAAAAAUUAUAUAGAAUAUGGGGAAAAAAUGUAAUUUGAUUUUAGACAUAUAUUUUGUUUAGAUAUUUUUAAAAAAAAUCUAAAAAUAUACCAUGUAGAUUGAUGUAGCAUUAAAUGCAUCUAGAUUGGUACUAUAACAGUAUUGUUCUUGAUGGUAGCAUAAAAUGCAAAACCUGCCAAAGAAAGUGUGCUAAGUCCAUUCACUAUACAUGAAUCUCGGUUAUAAUUCUUCACCCCUUAGAAUUUUACUGGGUUUCUCAAUAUUUACAACCAACAAAAUGGUGCUAUAUAUAUACAGAUAUCAUGCAGUUUGUGUGUUUGAUUAAUGAUGUCAGAAUAAAAACAAUGAAAGUUA
Messenger RNA from Saccostrea cuccullata (small rock oyster), 7247 nucleotides. RefSeq lists its product as uncharacterized. The transcript has 15 exons. The coding region runs from base 323 to 6166 and encodes 1947 amino acids. The record is from RefSeq and is a predicted model, not a curated record. NCBI's taxonomy places the organism in Eukaryota, Metazoa, Mollusca, Bivalvia, Ostreida, Ostreidae.